This is a messenger RNA of Ostrea edulis (European flat oyster), 4009 nucleotides long. RefSeq names its product vacuolar fusion protein CCZ1 homolog. Gene Ontology annotation, biological process: vesicle-mediated transport. Lineage: Eukaryota; Metazoa; Mollusca; Bivalvia; Ostreida; Ostreidae. Gene Ontology annotation, cellular component: Mon1-Ccz1 complex; intracellular membrane-bounded organelle. The transcript has 13 exons. The coding region runs from base 2479 to 3876 and encodes 465 amino acids. The record is from RefSeq and is a predicted model, not a curated record.
AAACUGACGCGAGUAACUACCCGUGUCGUUUGUUUUAAAAUAUUACGUUGUUUCAUGAAUGACUAGAAAUACUAUGCAAGUGUAAAAAGUUAAUAAUUACGCAAAUGUGCCACUCAAAUGAAAUUUUGAUUGUGAAUUUUCUAUAAAAUUAGCAUAUUAAACUGUUUACAAAUCUAACACGUGCUCAGUACCUCUCUUUCGCUUUUUCCGAACUGGUGACCUCCAAGGUCAAUGCACAUCGGAGGUUACGAGCAGGAAUUACUGACAGGAUGACAAUGAUUCAUGAAUUAACAUUUUUUGCUAAUUUUACGGGUUUAUUGCUUCAGAUUCACCCUGCUUCUAUUAAGUUAUAUAUAUUCAAUCACAUAUAUGUUGACUAUUUGUUCUUUUAUAUUUUUAUUUAUUUACCGUCAGUUCCUUACACUCACUUCGCCAUUUACAAAACACGGACAAGUCACGGAUGCACGGAAAUACAAAAAAUAGUACAAAUCACGGAUUCAUUUUGCACGGAUAAUAAAAUAGUCCGUGCAUUUUUUAAAUUAUAGAAUCAAUUUGUCCAUGAUUUGUAUGCAAUGUUUCCGUGAUUCCUUCAUUACAUUAUAAUAAACAUGUGAAAACUAUAUUUUUUCGUAAUACAAGUAUUUUAUCAUUAUUUCACAUAAAUUCUUCAAUUUACAGAAUUUCCCUAAACUUUGGUAUCUAGAAAGAAAAAUCUGUCCGUGAUUUGCAUGUAAUAUUUCUCUGAUUCCUUCAUAUCACGUACAAACAUGUGAAAUUUACAGACGGAAGACUAUAUUUCUUUCAUAAUACAAGUAUUUUAACGUUAUUUCAUAUACAUUCUUCAAUUUACAGAAUUUCCGUACUCUAUGGUAUCCGUGACUGGAAAAAAAAUCUGUCCGUGAUUUGAUAAAUAAUACAAAUCACGGACUCAUUUUGCACGGAUGAGUAGAGAUUGAUGUACAGCUUGUAUUGCUUUAAGAAUAGUCUCUUUUUAGCUGCAUGCAUGAUAUCUUGAUUCACACGGAAGACAGAGUAUGGAGUGCCAAAUUAAUGGUUAAAGAAGUAGGUACAGUUUAUAAAGUCAUCUGGCCCAAAAUAUCGAUGAUUUCACUUGGAGCUCAAACCCUGGUGUUCAAAUAAGGAAUAGAUAAGCAAACCCAAAACCCGCUCAAUUUCAUCAGCAAAAUGAUUUGUGUCAUAUGACGAGGCAUAAAAUUGCAAAAAUGCCAUUUUCAACGAAAAUAUCCACAAAUUCAGGUGGUUUUCCUUUCAGAAAACAUACAGCGCAUGCGUCGAGCAAAUUCAUAUUCAAGCAUGAUUUUCAUCUUAUAAUAAUACACAAUAUAUAUCAUUUUCAUUUUGCUCGACAAAUGCGCACAUCUUUUCCUGAGCAAUAAUCUGUAUGAAAUUUGACAGGCUUAUGUUGAAAAAAAAGGCGGGAAAUGUCUUAUUCAUGAUGUCAUAAUAUGCUAUUGAAUUAGGAAUAUCAUUCUGAUUUUGCUGACAUAGUAUACCUGGCAUAUAUUCUACUUUCUUAAAACGCUGAUUAAGGUUAAUUCCAGACACAUUUUAUUGAGGGAAAAUUUUUGGGCCUUUUUAUGUAUACAAUCGCACCCUGUUCUUUGAAGAUAUCAAUUCAAUUAUUGCGCAUAAUAAUGCAUCCGAAAAGGAGAACAUUAAAGAGGUCAUUAAUGCAAUUGUGAAUAUGUUGAAAUAAAUGGAAGAUAUCUCUGCUAUCUCUAAAAGAAAUAUGAUACCAUUCAUUCAUUCAUUUGAAAAGAGCAAUAAUUCAAUCAUUGCGCGCAUUGACUGCAUUAUUGCUACCUGCAACUGAAUAUAUAAAGUGCUUUUUUAAGUGAUCUAAUCAGCUUUUGUAAAUGAUAGAACUCACUAUAUAAAUAAAACCCACCACCAAAAUCCGCUUUGUUCGUCGUCUUAUAAAAGGUGUACAUUAAAAAAAGUAUUCUAGUAUGAAUACAGCUAGUAUACAAGAAAAAUUUCACAAAUUAUUAAAUACUUGGUUUUAUAAAAACAAGAUUUCUAACACAGAUAUUUAGAUUAUCACUUUCCCCUUUCUUUUAACCCAGUUUCAGCCUACGAUGCAUUGUAGUUGUACAGUAAAGUUUAUGGAAUCUUUAUGUUCAGGGAUUUGAAAUAAAUAAGGGCCGAAAAAGGUGUAACCUAUUAAAGCUAGAUAACACUGUUAGACGAAUCAUUCGAGAUUCGAAUUGUCUAUUACAGUGAAAUAGGAAGACUUCCGGUAGAGCAGAGUUCAAGCUGUCUUUGCUGAAUUUGUGUUUGUUGGAAGGAAAACAAAGCUGGCUGUCGUCGUGUCAGUGUGUCCCAACUAGCUCAUUUCACAACAGGUUAUUGGAGACAGUAAGAAACAUGUGACACUGAAUGACUGUGAAUAAGAUGACAUGGAACUCCCUGCAAACAAUCCAAACUUAAAGUGAUGCAGUCUCAUAUUACAUAGGAAUGGCGACCAAGGGUGACAUAUCUUUGGUCAGCUUUUGUGUUUUCAAUCCAACCUACGGACCAAGGGAAGGAGAGGAGCACAAAAAGAUAGUGUUCUUUCAUCCUAAAGACACAGAUCUAGAUAACCAGAUAAAACACAUCGGUCUUAGUGAGGCCAUCGUGAGGUUCACAGAAACCUUCUCUGAUAAGCCAUGUCAAAGCGUCCAUACUACAAAACGAAGGCAGCUUCUCCUGGAGCCAGAAAAAGAUUUCUGGAUGGUCAUGACUGUCAGUGUACCAUACACAGAGAAAACUAAAGAUGGUCAACCUGUGUUUGAGUAUCAUGAAGAGGAUGUGCAGGACCCAGUGUAUGAAGCAAUCCUGCAACAAGCCUACAGGAUGUUCCAGCUUUUUAAUGGAACCUUUGCCUACAUACUAGACAGAACAGGAAAUAAUGUGAAAGUUUUACAGCAAAGACUGGAACAUUUUUAUGUUAGAUAUUUACAGACGCUGAGACUUGCACAGAGUGACAUUCUGGACAUUUUCUCAGGAAUCCACUUCAUGCCACUAGACAAGAAUACAUACCUCCACGUGCAGUGUUUUAUUAACCUUCUGGAGGCCUCCUUUCCGUACAUCAAAUACACAGCAUUCCUCUACAACGAACAGCUGGUGUGGAGUGGCUUGGAACAGGAGGAUAUGAGGAUUAUCUAUAAAUACCUGAUCUCCAGUCUCUUUCCGUCCUAUCAGGAGCAAGAACUCCAGUCCACCAACUCGACGUCACCCUCCCGGAAUUCUGCAGGGCAGGGAGAUGUGCAUUAUGGGAAGUUUGUAACGGGUCCACCGGAUAUGCUUGAUGAGAAAAAUAUGGGCAAAAUUCCACGGGUGUUUCUUAAUACAGAGUAUCCAAAUGAGGAAUGUCAUCUUCUGGUGUACAGGGCCCAUAAUGCCAGUGUGUGCAUGUUUCUUGAAGCUUCCACCAGGAUGACUUUUGACCUUUGUCGUAAACUAGACAGUUUUCUUGGUCCACAGCUUUCCCAGCUGGCAUCAGGCAUUGGAGAUCAAUUCUCCAAGAGAGCCAGCACAGGGACUGAUUCAGUAUAUCGCUUUAUAUACUUCAACCAUAUGAACUUGGCUCAGAAGACCACAGUUCAUGCUGACCUGAGGAAGUCGGGCAGUGUCAGCAUUCCUCCAGAGACUCUGAGACUACUGACCGACAUCAGCUCUGACAUGUCCAGGAGUCCGGAGGACGGUGAAGUCAUAGUCAAGACGUCCACUGAUAACUGGGUCGUAGGCAAAAAAUCGGACCAGAGGGAGUUUUUUGUGGUCAUCAAUCAAAAAAAUGCCAACCUAAUAGAAAUCAAUGAGGAAGUUAAAAGACUAUGUGCAUCCAAUUUUAACAGUAUAUUUUUCUUGGAUUGAUAGUGUGUGGACCUAGAAUUGUUUUAAUUCCUUGCGUGCAAUACAAACUUGAACACUGUAUGAAUUCUGAUGUUGAUUAUACAAUAUAUGUAUUUAUUUCAUUUUCCCAAAAAUUAAAAUCAUGUAGCCUAUA